Messenger RNA from Diaporthe citri, 603 nucleotides. RefSeq lists its product as uncharacterized. NCBI's taxonomy places the organism in Eukaryota, Fungi, Ascomycota, Sordariomycetes, Diaporthales, Diaporthaceae. The record is from RefSeq and is a predicted model, not a curated record. Bases 1 to 603 code for a protein of 200 amino acids. The transcript has 3 exons.
AUGGGCGGAUCGUCAACAUCGUUGCGUCAGUCGACAAAUACUAAAAGCGUGGAGAAAGCGGCGCAGGAGGUGAAGGGUCAGCUUGGAUCUAGCGGCCUAGAUGUGCUCAUCAACAACGCCGCCAUACAGCAGCACAGCCCCAACAACAAGAUGGAGGAUUUCAGUCCGGCUGACUUCUCCCGCAUCCACCUCGUAGGGCCGCACCGUGUGAUCACCGCGGUUUUACCGCUUCUUCGAGCCGGCACACAGAAGAAGAUUAUCAACAUCUCCUCCACGAUGGGAUCCAUUGCAUGGGCGGACGCCAUGAACAUCGCUCAAGGAUCCGCGUACAAGGUCUCCAAGGCAGGCUUUCACAUGCUGAACAAGCAGUUCUCCCUGGACCUCGCCGAGGAGGGCUUCACAUGCCUGCUAGUAUCUCCAGGGUGGCUCAAGACAGACCUAGGCACCGAUUACGGAGACUUCACUGUCGACGUGGGUGCUGCUGAGAUGAAGAGAAUCAUCUUAGCGUCCACCCCAGCUCAAAAUGGAAAGUUUCUGAACAUCCACGUGCCCGGACACGAAAAUUCUCCGGGCAGGCACGACGGGAAGGAGAUCGAAUGGUGA